UACAGGGAAUAAAUAGAGAAUCAUCUGAAUUCAAAAAAGAAAUCGUGGUGCCAUGUGACCAAGUGACGUUUACACUCGAACCAGGAAGUAAUCACAACAACAACAACAGUAAUAAAAGCAGCCGCUGACUAAGUAAUAAUGGAGACUCGCUUCACCCGAGGCAAGUCAGCUAUUUUAGAGCGGCCUCUGAGCCGACCCAAGACCGAGGUGAGUGUGAGCGCCUUCGCCCUGCUGUUCUCGGAGGUGGUGCAGUACUGCCAGAGCCGGGUGUACUCAGUGACCGAGCUGCAGGCUCGUCUGGCCGAGCUGGGUAAGCGGGUCGGUGCCAGCCUGCUGGACGUCCUGGUGCUGAGGGAGAAGAACGGCAAGAGGGAGACUAAAGUAUUAAACAUACUGCUGUUCAUCAAGGUAUCCGUGUGGAGAGCCUUGUUUGGUAAGGAGGCAGACAAGCUGGAGCAGGCCAAUGACGAUGACAAGACCUACUACAUCAUCGAAAAAGAGCCCCUUGUCAACACAUUCAUCUCCGUCCCUAAGGAGAACAGCAGCUUGAACUGUGCAGCCUUCACUGGAGGGAUCGUAGAGGCCAUCCUCACCCACAGCGGCUUCCCCGCCAAGGUCACCGUCCACUGGCACAAGGGCACCACACUAAUGAUCAAGUUCAAUGAUGAGGUGAUCGCCAGAGACAAAGCACUGGAGGGCAGAUAGGGGAGAGACAAGAAGAUGAGAUAUUGGAUGAGAGACUGUGUGUGGGUGUGCAUGCGUGCAUCCGUGCGUUUGCUUGUUUUUUUUUGUUUGUCUUUUUGAGCGGAGGUUUGAUGUUAAUCGACUGCUGAAAUGUCUGUAAAAGUGCUGCAGAUUGUGGUGAAAUAAUUGUGUAAUAAUUUUGAUUUUGCCUUUUUUGUGGAUUAUAAAUUCACCCACUCUAGAGUUGUAUAAGUUGUAUUUACAUUGCAUCAACAUGCCAGAACACACAUAUUUUCACUUGCUAUCAACUAAAGAACAUUUCCUCACUCAUUCGAUUCAAUACAUGUACAAUACAUUUUUGGACCUAUGAUAGGAAAUUAAUACUAUCGGCUGUUGGCAGUUGAAGCAUGAAGCUUAAUUGCUGUCAUCAACUUAACAGCUACAGCAUGUACAUUCCAGCACAUUAGGUGGUGGUUUGCCCUUCCAAAGUUGGUUUGUGGUCCACUAAUAAACACAAAAUAGAUGAUGAAGAAUAUUAAAAAAUCCAUCUUUGCUCACAACAUUUCACAGAAAUGUGACAUUAUUAGAUACUGGUAUCAGCCAGUGGACAAGCUGAUUAUCUGUUAUCAUAUCGGCUAAAUACAAUCAGUAUGGUGCAUCCCUAUGAUUAAUUGAUUAAAAGACUAAUUUCCACUCUAAAGAAGAUUAUACUGUGCUGAAUGUGUCUGUUCCUCAGGCAUAUGUAUUGACUAUUGAUUCCACUUUGCAGUUGGGAAGAUUGAUAUGCAAAAAACAUUUGUAAUUGUUUUGACAGAUGUUGUGGUCGUGAUCUGAGUCACAAUUUUACUAGGAUGGUAGUUUCUGAAUUUCAUGAUCAGUGAAAGAAAAUGAUGAUGUGUUUGCGAUUUUGAUAACAUUUUGAUGAACUGUCCAGCCCUACUUUGAGUUCAGAAUGUUAAUGUUACACUAAAGUGUCUUUCUCUUUCUCUGAAAGUUAAUCUUGUGAUGCAGAUGAGGUUCUUGUUUGCUGACACAAACAAUUUCCAGGCCAAACAGCUGAUGGAAAAUCUUCCAUUUCCCCAUAUUACUAUAUUAGUCAGAUAGAAUGUUUAAGAGCAUCUGUAUUGACAGGCGUGAUAGGAUAAUAACACAUGCUGUUAAGAUCACCACAACAAAGUUGAACAGGGAUGUGUCUCAAAGUUGUAGCAGGUUUACUUGUGUCACACAUUAAGUUUAAAGCAUUAUGUUUGGCAUGUGUGUUUAUGCUAUAUAAGACUUGUACAUUAUUUUUCACUGAUACAUGUGUAAAGCGAUGGUGGAUUAAAAAAAAAAACAACAAAAAA
Molecule: messenger RNA, 2027 nt
Organism: Acanthopagrus latus (yellowfin seabream)
Lineage: Eukaryota; Metazoa; Chordata; Actinopteri; Spariformes; Sparidae
Gene: trappc5
Product: trafficking protein particle complex 5
Exons: 3
Coding region: 139-705 (188 amino acids)
Biological process (GO): endoplasmic reticulum to Golgi vesicle-mediated transport
Cellular component (GO): TRAPPII protein complex; TRAPPI protein complex; TRAPPIII protein complex
Source: RefSeq, a predicted model, not a curated record